AUGUCCUCACGAAGAAGGAAAUCCAGUCAUUAUCAUCGCUGCGAAAGUUGUCCCAACCGGGUCGCUGGCAUCGCGAUAUUCCAACAGCUCGUCCAACGGAAUACUGAUCAAGGGGCACAAAUUGGAAAUCUACAGGCUCACAAUGCUACGCUGCAAACAGAGUGGCUUGCACGUGGCGAACAACUCAAAGGGGUGGAAAAGGUGAACGCUGGUCUACAGACCGAAAUUGAGAAAUUGCGGCCAGCAUUAGCCGCCGAAAAGGGAAAGACACUUGAAGUUGACACCAAACUGGAGACAAUAAUCCAGGCCCUUACAGACGGCAAUGCUCAGCUGUUGCAUCGAUGUGGGCAGCUUGAGACCGAGAAUGCUCAACUGAAGGAAGCCCUUGAAGGAGACAAGGUUCGAUUGAAGAGCCAACGUGAGGCCCUUGAAGCUAACAAGGGUCAGCCGAAGGAUCAAAAUGAGGUCCUUGAAGAAGACAGGGCUCAGUUGAGGGGUCACAAUAGGGCCCUUGAAGGCGUCGAUGCUAGGCUGAAGGCUAGAAUCAGUGAACUUGAAAAGGCACCGAACGAAUCUGGUGAGGAGCUCUUAAAGACGCAACGGGAAUGCAACAGGCUUCAAGAGACUGCUCGUAACGGCGGGACAACCGAGCUUGCAAUUCAUUUUGGGAAUAUAACACCUCCCACAACACCCCGAAAAACACCUUGGCCUACUAUGCCGGGACAUUUUCCGGUGGAUGACAACCCACAACCGGAUGAGCAGGUCAUACCUCAGGAGUCCGCCAAGAAAGAUGUCAGAAGUUCAUCGCCGACUCCACAAAUGGAGACUGCUAGUCAAAAGUAA
Messenger RNA from Cladophialophora psammophila CBS 110553, 843 nucleotides. RefSeq lists its product as uncharacterized. Lineage: Eukaryota; Fungi; Ascomycota; Eurotiomycetes; Chaetothyriales; Herpotrichiellaceae. The transcript has a single exon. The record is from RefSeq and is a predicted model, not a curated record. The coding region runs from base 1 to 843 and encodes 280 amino acids.